AUUUAAACCACGCCUACAACUCCUCCUACUUGUGCGCAUGCGUGGUAAAGCAGUCUGCCAAAAAGUCUAGGGCGGUUACUAGGGCGUGGUGGUACCUUUUGGGUGGGGCUCAUUAUCUUCAAAGCAUGCAGUCUCCAUUGCAAAUCAGAUGCAAGUUCUAUAAUGAUUUCUAUGCUUUGAGAGUAUCAAUAUUGAUCAAAGAUCACCCAGUCACUCUUCAAACUGUACCUCCUCAUCUAUUGGAAUGUAAUGCACUGUCUGUCAAGCUUCCUCUGCAGCCAGUCCUGCAGAAACUAUCAACUCUUUUAGCUCAGUAUGGGGUCUCCUCCAUCAUCUCUGUCUUCCCUGAUCCUUUUCCACUCCUUGAGAUAAGUUUUGAGGAUUUUGCAAGUAUCAGGAAGCUAUUAGCUGCUUUUGAUGACAUUACGCCUCAUGUGUGGCUCUUGGUCUGGGAUAGCUUUGCAGCUGAAGCUAAAUAUGCUGGUACUCCAUUACUAAGAGAUGAGAGAGUGGAAAAGAAAAAGAGUGAGAAGGAAGGAUCAGAGAGUGAUCUACGUCUUCAGUACAUGUUUCGUCGUGGCAACAGUUGUCAACUCCUGCUUCUUCACUUUUCGCCAAAUUCAUCGUCAAAGGAGGUCAGGAUCCUUCCAGUCAGUCUUGCUAAUUAUGAGUUGGCAAGAAAAGCAGUGGCUAAUAGCUUGGUCUUUGAUUUUCAGUCUGCAAUGCAAACUUACAAUAAUAUCAAUGGACACCAGUUAGGCUUUAGAGACUCUGUGCUACUUGAUGAUUUAAGAGCAGAACUGAGUUCAGUUUCUGGCUGGUUUCACAUCGGUAUCCUCACUAGAAUGCCACUCUCAACUUUAAUGGGCAUCCUGUUCAAUUUUAGGCACAGAGGAGGGUGUCAUUCACAGUUACUUGGCCUCUGGUAUAGACACAACACUGAUGCUCAAGGGGAGAGUCAAUUAACAUGGAGCAAUGUGGCAAGAGUAAUGAUAACUAUUGGAAAGAAGAGCAUAGCUGAUUCAAUUGCUAGAACAUAUGAUAUUUCAAUAAAACAGGCUGAGCCUUUAGUGAUAGAGAACAAUGGAUCAGCUCAUGCUCGGCUCCUAGCAGAUCCUUUGAUCAAUGACUCUUUGAAGCAAUUGUCACUUAUUGAAGAUAAAAUUAUAGAAAAGAGAAGACUACUCACUUUAUACACACAGCAAAGGAAAGCACUUGACGUUUCAAUUGAGCACCUGAAGACGAAACUAAAGAGCUAUUUAGAGGAUGCACAUUAUGCAUUAAAAAUGAAGAAAGAUGCAGAAGGAGAGAUUGAUAAGCACUCUAAACAGAUACAAGCAUUGAAGAGUAUUUUGGGACCAUUGCCUUCUGAUAUCUUUGAAGAAAAAGAAGAAGAAGAAGGGGAAGAUGUUGAAGCUGAAGAUGAAAAGGGCCAAGAGAAGCAAGAACACACCAAAGAAGAAAGCAAUGAAGAAGCAACACAAUCCAUUAGUGCAGGAGCCCAGAAGCAGCCACUACUUGAUCUGAUGAAGGAGCUGGUUCACUCAAGAAACUAUCAGACGAGUGAUUCUGAGUUAGCCAGUGUUCGCAUCAAUAGCUUGCUCCAACAGAUUGGGUCAGUUUAUGAAAGCAUUGAGAAAGAAUACAACCUCCUUGUGUCAAAAUGUCACCAGAUUAAUGAGCUAGAGCUGAGCAUUGGUCUCUUGGAAUCCGAAGGCUUACUUCACGAGUUAACAAUGGAUCAUCACUUACAGUCUCAAGUGGCAAUUAAAACAAAAUCAGAAACAAAAGUCCUUCGAAUACAGAAAGAAGUCAUUGAGUUGGAGAUGACAGAGGAAAAGAAAGAAGUCUUGACAAGGAACUCUUCUACCAGUAUUCUGAAGGAAGUCACAGAGAAGCAGGAAGAGAUUGAGACUCUUAAUACCAACAUUGAGGACUGGAUGAACAAAUGGAACUCACAAACAAAGGAAGAGAGAGCUCUCAUAAAGGAUGAGGAGAUCUCUCAGCUCCUGGACAGAUUUGAAGAGACUUCAGGCCUACAGAAAUCACUACUAAAGAGAAAGAUGAGCAGUUGGAGUGCAAAGAAAUCUCACAGACUGACAGCAGCUGAAAGGAAUAUACUACAGCAAGUCCUUGACUCACUAAAAGCUACUUCGCCUAUGCCUCCAGAGCCAACAGCAGAUAACUCUGGACCUGUCACUAGUGAUGAUAAAGAUGAAACUGAGGGGCCAGUCAGUAUUCAUCCUGUACCAGUUGAGUGCACACUCUCUUCCAACGAAACAAUUCUUAUCAUCAUGAAUCAGUUUAUCAAGUUUAUGAUUCCUCUUGGCGAGAAAUCGAAACUGAAUCCAAAGAAGCAUCAGUACACAGUCGACAUCAAAUCAUUUGCAAACGACUCGACCGUAAGUCAGGCUCUUAGUUUUGACGAGCCUCCUUCAUCGUCUCUGGUUGCUUCAUUUGUCUUUCAACCAGUGAUAAGGGGACGUCAUCAGCUGGUCAUUAAAUCAAACGGAAAGGCAGUCAAGAGUGUAAAAUCUUAUUCAUUCUAUGCUAAACAAGAUCCAGCUAUGCUUGGGUAUCCAGUCCGUGUUAUAGAGGGACUCAGCAUGCCUUGUAAUGUGGCCAUAGUCCCUAAUUCAACUGCCAUACUUGUCUCUGAGUGCAAGACCAGGAGUGUCACUCUACGCGAUAAGACAAGCGGUAAAGUCCUACAAACAAUAGGGACUCCCCCAACACUACGUCUCCCAAAUGGAAUAGGAGUUGACAAGCAAGGCUUUGUGUAUGUGGUUGAUUCUGGGAGCCAUUCAGUGCACACUUUUAAUCACGAGGGAGAUCAAGUGAGCAGGGUGGGUGGUAAGGGAGAUGGAGAGCCACUCUUUGACUAUCCCUAUGGUAUUCACAUCUCGCCUGUCAGUGGAUGCAUCAGUGUCUGUGACCAUGGCAACAACCGGGUCCAGAUAUUCUCGCCAGACAUGAAAUUAGAGCAGUCACUUCAUGCAGUGACUCCGUAUGACAUAGUGUUUGAUAAGAGAGGGCACUAUUAUGUAACUGAUAACAAGAACCAUUUGAUAGCUGUCUUUAAUGAGAGUCUCCAGUGCAUUAAUAGUAUUGCAGGGAAGGGAGAGAAGAACGGACAGCUGUUGGAACCGAGGGGCAUUGCCGUCAACGAGGAGGGAUUUAUUUUUGUUGCAGAAGAGGGGAAUAACCGUAUCUCUGUUUUCAGUCCACUCGGAGAGUUUGUUGUCUGUUUUGGGCAGGAGGGGAGCCAGCCUGGUGACUUUAGUGCUCCAAAAGGGAUCGCAGUAGACGAUGAUGGCUACAUAUAUGUCUGUGACAUGCUAAACAAUAGAGUGCAAGUAUUUUAAAGAACCGUGUUAUAUAAAUGUUUAUGUUUCGUAAAGACAAAACUUAAUGCAUAUUUUUAAUAUUAUUAAUAGCAUAAAUUAUACAGACACUCACAGUCAAA
Molecule: messenger RNA, 3466 nt
Organism: Amphimedon queenslandica
Lineage: Eukaryota; Metazoa; Porifera; Demospongiae; Haplosclerida; Niphatidae
Exons: 7
Coding region: 126-3365 (1079 amino acids)
Biological process (GO): protein polyubiquitination; proteasome-mediated ubiquitin-dependent protein catabolic process
Molecular function (GO): protein binding; ubiquitin protein ligase activity
Source: RefSeq, a predicted model, not a curated record